AUGGGAGCUGGAGUUCAAACAGCACCCAGAGAACCAUACGAUCGCUGUCCUCAGUCUGGUCUGAUCCAGCAUGGCUCUUCUGACGUGCUUAUGCAUAACGUAACACCAAAGAUGUUUGAAUACAUUUUCACGGUAAAGGAAAACUUUUUCUCUCUCUACCUCAGUGGAGGUUCGGCAACUUGGAUAGCUCUGAGUGGCACCCGGACCAGAUUCACAGCCCCACCGAAAGGGGAGCCACCAGCCCCCGCUGCAGAAGCCAGGACGGUUCUUCCUCAGUCAAACGAAGGCGCCCGCCGGGUCGGCCCGCGUCCGGGUGGCCGUCGGGGCCCGAAGCCCCCCCUCGCCCAGCCCCCCCCCCUCGGCCUCUUCCUGCCGGCUCCCUCGGCUUCCCCCCCGCGGGCAAGCUGGCGCGGCGCCCGGGGCGGGGCGGGCGCAGGUGAGGCGAGGCGCGACGGCGCGGCGGGCGUGUCCCCGGCGGCGAGGGCGGCCCGCGCCACUAACCCCGCGCCCAGCGCGCCCGGCCGCCCAGUGCCCGCCCGGCCGCCUCCCGCGACGCUUCGCCCAGCCAGCCGCAGCGCCGCCGCCGCCGCCGCCGCCGCCACCAUGUACGGCGUCCAGCAACAGGUCCAGCCGACGCCGCUGCCGCCUCCGUCCUGCGCCCGGCCGCAGCAGCGGCCUUACUACGCGCCCCCGGCGCCCUGCUACGCGCCGCCCCCGCCGGCCUCCCGGCCCUGCUUCGAGCCCUGCGGCCCGCCGCCCGUGCCCAGGCCGCUGCCUCAGACGUGCCCGCCUCAGCCGCCCGUGGUGACGGCGCGGCCCUGCUACGAGCCCUGCGGCCCGCCCACCGUGCCCAGGCCGCUGCCCGAGACGUGCCCGGCCCCGCCGCCCUCCUACGACCCCUACGGCCCGGCCUCCACGCUGCCCCGGCCGCUGCCCCAGACGUGCCCGGCGCCGGCGCCCUCCUACGACCCCUACGGCCCGGCCUCCACGCUGCCCCGGCCGCUGCCCCAGACGUGCCCGGCGCCGGCGCCACUCCCGGCCACGCUGCCCCGCGGGCGCCCGAACCGGCCCGCGCCGCUGCCGCUGCCCGGCCAGGACGGCUGCAACGGCGGCGGCAGCGUGGUAUACGAGCGCGUCCGCACCUACAGCAGCCCCGGCGGGAAGCGCGUGCAGCUCCUGGACCCCCCCAACGGCUGCUCGCCCCGGGCGCCGUCGCCCUUCGACUCCACCCCGGGCUACCAGCAUGUCAUUUGGAGCAGCGACCCACCGCUCCAGGAAGUUGCAUCUCCAUCCUUGAAAUUGUCUCCUUAUUCCCAGGGCACUGUCCGGAGGAUUAUAUUAGAGAAUUCUGAACAGGAGCCACUGUCUCCGCUCUUGAGAGGAGGAAAUAAUGUGAUUUAUGAGAAGACAAUAAGGAAAUACGAGCUGCUGAAUCCAGAGGAGGAGAAGCAGUAUCAAUAUGUCCCCCAGCAGACGCAAGUUGACCAGUGCCAAGUCUGCCCUCCAGUGGAACACAUUCAGGUCCUGCAGAGCCAGCAAACCCAGACAGGCAAUAGCUACGACAUCUCUCCGGUCUGCGUCAACGACGUCGGAAGAGGGGUCGUGAAGAAAGUCACCCACCAGACCUAUGAACCGGUGAGAUGCAUCCAAGAGACGAAUGACCAGUUGGACUCGCGAUACUUCGGGGAGCUCCUUGCUGAGCUGCAUCGCAAGAGCAACGAGCUGCACAGCUGUUUGCUCCAGCAUGUUGAAAAGCUAGGCGGAAGGAAAUACGAAAUUGAAUCUCUCAAUAAGACCGAAGACAUUGAGAGUUUGAUCCCUAAAGGGCUUUCCGAAUCAACAAAGCAGCAAAUCCGUUACCUCCUGGAGAUGAGAGUCACAGCCAAUAAGUCGAUGAGGCUCGUUCUUGCUACGUUCAGCAACCUCCGUGAGGAACUCGUCCAUCUUCAGGAUGACUUAGGGAAACUGGAAACGGAUAAGAUGUUGCUUGAGAAAGACCUGGCUUUUAAAGAGUCUCAAGUAAAAGAGUACGAAACGCUUUUGGCAUCCGUGCGAGAGAACAAUCGCCAACAGCAGCAAGCCCUCCGAGAGUAUACUCUGAAAUGCCGCUCCUUGGAAGAGCAGCUCCUCUCUCUCCGGCACAGUGACGGGGAUCGGGAAUUCCGGCUGAAAGACCUGGAGUACAGCAAACGCGCCUUGGAGCAAGAAAUCCAGAACAUGAGACUCCAGGCUUCCUCUAACCCUCUGGGUCAGACCACUGCUGACGAACUGUCCAGCCGAUAUGUAGAGAUGAUCAACCAACUCAGAGAGGAUAAAGAUCGAGAGAUCCGUUGCCUGAGGUCCCAGUUAUUGGAAUUCCAGAGGGAUCUUUCCAAGAAGCAAGGGACGGACAUUGACCUUCAGAUGAGGCUGCAAGAGUUGACUUUAAGGCUGGAUGAGAGAGAGUCCACCAUCAAGCAGUAUGAAGAGGAACUCUUCAGGUUGAAGCAAGAAAAACUAGCUAUCAGUCCAUCCCAAGGAAUAACAAAGACAAUCAUCACUAAAAAGUACAGGAAUCAAUAUCCCAUCCUUGGCCUCUUGUCCGAUGACUAUAACGUCACUUCGCCCGUCAAGGAAUCGCAGACGAUUGUCAUUGAGAAAACUGGAGAAGUGUGGAAGCAGGAAUCCUUUACUUCCGAUUAAAAAAACUGCUUGCUUCUUUCAGGAAUGAACAAGUCCCGCGGACAAGUCCCGGCGGAUCAGAGGACUUUCGCAUACCAAUGAAUGUUGUUACAUUAUUAUUUUCUUCUGCUUGUUUCUUAACCCACCCCCAGUUAUUGCUUCAUGUCUGAAACUCACGUGCAGCCAGGGCUGGGGGAAAGCAUUACAGGCGCACUACAGGAUACAAAAGGUUUGGGGUGGGGCGUGGGAUGUCUGAGUCUUGACCUUGAUUGUUUCAGACUUGGUACCUCCAACCUUAACUGUGUCAACUGGGGAACCCUGGUGUCCAUUAGGGCAGUUAAGUGGGAACCGUGAAUCUAGCCUAGAACUGAAGUGGGCAGAGUUUGGGCUUGCAAGAUCUAUUAUGCUGUUUGUUACAACCCUGAGGUCUACCAACCAGAGCCAGACAGAAAAUGGCAGCUCAGCGAACUGAGUCAGUUACCUUCAGCACCCUGUGAACCAUAUCCUGGGACAUAUAUACAAAUCUCAACAUGGGUUCCUAGAGAUCAGGGAGGGGCUUCUAAGGCCAUCUUCUAAAACUGGCCCGCAAAGCUGAAUGAAGACCUUGUCUAAAGCAACCACUUCCUACACCCAUUUUUGAUAUGAGGAAUACUAAGGCGGAGAGAUAAGCAAAUCACACAAGACCAGUCAUGGCAGGCGUGUGUGUGUGUGUUUUUCCUUUGCUCUUGUUUAAAGUAUUGGGAAUCAGAAACUCUUGGGGAUCUACUGAAAGUCACCAGUUAGCUAACGGAAGAUCUCCAUCUGCUGCCUGUGUCCCCUUAUCCCAGAAUAUCCUCUCCUGAUGUAGUCCACUGCAAGGAGAUAAGCGGGAGCUGGGUAGGCUACUUUCCGGGAAAGCUUAUUGUCAAGGAUAUUGUCCUUGACGUGGGCUGUCCAGGACAGCCACUUGAGUAAAGCACGUCCACUUGAUGACAAUUGUGGUAAAUCAUAUCUAGUUGAUGAACAUAUUUCCCCCCAAUACAAUCUCACCAGCUAGCCCCUCUCCUUUGAAACCAGACACACACAACAGAAACACACAUUACACAUUAGUACAUGUUUCGCCUCCAUUUUUAAAUGGACACUUAGAAUCAUAGAAUAGUAGAGUUGGAAGGGACCUAUAAGGCCAUUGAGUCCAACCCCCUGCUCAAUGCAGGAAUCCACCCUAAAGCAUCCCUGACAGAUGGCUGUCCAGCUGCCUCUUGAAGGCCUCUAGUGUGGGAGAGACCACAAUCUCCCUAGGUAACUAGUUCCAUUAUCGUACUGCUCUAACAGUCAGGAAGUUUUUCCUGAUGUCCAGCCGGAAUCUGGCUUCCUGUAACUUCAGCCCGUGUCCUGCACUCUGGGAGGAUCGAGAAGAGAUCUUGGCCAUCCUCUGUGUGACAAGCUUUUAAGUAUUUGAAGAGUGCUAUCAUGUCUCCCCUCAAUCUUCUCUUCUCCAGGCUAAACAGGCCCAGUUCUUUCAGUCUCUCUUCAUAGGGCUUUGUUUCCAGACCCCUGAUCCAUCCUGGUUGCUCUCCUCUGAACAUGCUCCAGUUUGUCUGUGUCCUUCUUGAAUUGUGGAGCCCAGAACUGGACGCAAUACUCUAGAUGAGGCCUAACCAGGAUGUUACUCUAGAUGAGGCCUAACUUCAGAUGUACCAGUUCUGAAAUGUAACCCUGUUUGCUAGUCUGUUCUUUUGUUGCUGCUGUCAUUGUCAUCCCAUUGCUGUAUAUGUUCAAGCGGAAAAGCUUGAACAGCCAAGGUUAGCUUGUAUAUAGUAAACUUGUUUGUAUGCUUCUCAUGGUGGAAGGGAAAAAAAUCCUAUGUGCUGGGGAUAUGAAUUGAUCAUUUCCCAUUAUAGAUGGGUCAACAUAAGUUGGAAGUAUUAAUGGCUGCCAUCCUGAGAAAAUUAGAUAUCGCCUUUGGGAGUUUUCUGAAGUGGCCGUGGAAUUGUAUUAUCGCUCUUGCAACUUUGAGAUCGCCACCACACCUCGGAUUGGCAUGACCAUAGGUGAGUGUCACGACACAGGCCUCCUACACCAGGCCUUGUUGCACACAAACCCUCCUCAAGCCAAGCACCACCACUUGAACCACCUGAGGGUAGGGUAAAACACAACCUUUCCCUCCUAUGAGAGGGUAAAAGCUAGAAUCUGAAAAAGGUUUUACUGUAUAUGUAAUCAGCUGAAGGUUUUAUAGAAUCAUAGAAUAGCAGAGUUGGAAGGGGCCUACAAGGCCAUCGAGUCCAACCCCCUGCUCAAUGCAGGAAUCCACCCUAAAGCAUCCCUGACAGAUGGUAGUCCAGCUGCCUCUUGAAGGCCUCUAGUGUGGGAGAGCCCACAACCUCCCUAGGUAACUGGUCCCGUUGUCGUACUGCUCUAACAGUCAGGAAGUUUUUCCUGAUGUCCAGCCGGAAUCUGGCUUCCUGUAACUUCAGCCCAUUAUUCCAUGUCCUGCACUCUGGGAGGAUCGAGAAGAGAUCCUGGCCCUCCUCUGUGUGACAACCUUUUAAGUAUUUGAAGAGUCCUAUAGCUAUAGAAGGUGUUUACGAAAGGAACUGCAGAGCAGGUGAUAAAGACUUCUAAAGUUAUAGAAGGUGUUUACGAUAGGAACUGCAGAGCAGGUGAUAAAGCCAAGCAGACACGUGGUUUGAGGUAACAAAACAAAAUAAAACGUUUCUUUUUGUUUAACAGAUCUUAGUUACUUCAAAUUCAAGUUAAACUACUAGUUUUAAUAACAGGAAUUUUAAAUCUCUUAAAAUCUUAUCUCCUUUCACUCCCCACACCACUGACAAUCCUCACAGACACUCCCAACCAACUAACCAACCCCCAAGCUCUAGACGCCCACAUUUAUACUCCUGCCCACCUUUCACAGCAACAUCAGCCACACCCACUCAGUCCAACAUUCUGCCCUCACUAGGCAUACCUAAGGGAACAGAACUGUGGGGUAAUGCCACAGUGAGCCUUUUCCUCCCAUAGAAGUCUCACUACUUUCUCCUCAACCUAGUGCUGAAGGAGGACACCCCUCUUGCUCACCUAGUUUGGGGAGUAUAUAGCUGUAGGCUAAUAAUGGCAGCUGGACGAGCAGGUGACAUGUGUUAACUGUGCAAUUAAAUGCCAUUGAUAUUUUUUUAUCCCCUCAAUGGGAUGGAGCGGCACCUAACUUUCUCUGGACUGCAGUCAUUGAUUAAAAGCUGGCAGGGGGAAGGGGUAGCAGCAAGAGUGUGAAAGUUACUUUCCCAUGUUUGGCCUCAUGGUUUGAUGCUGAACAUUUGCGCUGGUGUAUCUUCCAAAGUGACGUCAUGUUCCGUGAUGCCACAUCGAAGGUGUUGCUGCUAGUUUAGCCUUUCCGGAACACCAGUAGAUGUUAAGCGCCGAAUGUGGAACUGAAACUAUCACUGGCUGGAUUGAUCUUUGGAGCUGCAUUAGAUGAACAAAACGGGAUGAGAUCCAGGAUAGAUCAAAGGAAGUACUUCUUCACAGAGUGCAUAGUUAAACUCUGGAAUUCACUAGGACAAGAUGUGGUGAUGGGCACCCAUUUGGAUGGCUGUAGAAGGGGGAUGGAUAAAUUCCUGGGGGAGAAGGCUAUCAAUGGCUACUAGUACUGAUAGCUAUGUGCUGCCUCCAGUAUCAGAGGCAGUGGGCCUAUAUGCACCAGUUGCUGGGGAACAUGGGUGGGAGAAUGCUGUUGCACCGUGUCCUGCUUGUGGCUCCCUGGUUGACAGCUGGCCACUGAGUGAACAGGUGCUGGACUAGAUGGACCCUUGGUCUGAUCCAACAGGGCUUUUCUUAGGUUCCUAAUAGUAAAAAUAGGGUCCUCAGGCUGUGCAUUGGUGGUGGGGUUUGGUUGGGGGGAUAGGACUGUAAUCUCCCAAGACACAGUUUUCCUGAGGACCAAGCCUUAAAAAAAUAUUAUUGAAUUUGUUUUACCAAUGGUGACUGUUAGAAGGUGUACAAGUGUUCUCUUUAGCUUGAUAUUACAUGAUUUCCUAUUUUACACUUAGAGCUUUUUUUCUUAUUCAUCCUCCGUACUGAAAAACAACCUGAGCUUUGUCCAAUAAAGCUGUUUUGUUACAAAAUAACCACAACUUGGUAUCAUCAACAUCAAAAAAUUAAAUCCCUGAAACUGGAUCACCGGCUUUAAGGUUGUAGUCCUGUGAAGGCUUUUAAGAAGACAUUCCUAGCGAAGUUUGUGGGGUUAACUUCUGAGUACACUUGGAUUGAGCUUUCUGUAUGUAUGAGUUGCAUGUUUAGACCUAGACUUGGUGAACUAAAAAAAAAUAUAUCACUGGAUGUCAACGUGAUUUGAAAUUUACAUGGAAAUUAAAAAUUCAACGUGAUGGGCGGUUCCGUUUCAUUUUAAUGUGGGAAAGCUUAAAGUGGGCAGAAAAAUAGCUCUGGGCUCAUUCUAUUAUGCAUAAGCCAAUGAAUUAAUUGGAGGAUUUUUGCUUCUUCUGUGGUUUCUGUAAUGAAAAAACAAAAUGGGGAUGUCUUGGUCAUAUUUAAUGGAUUUAGAACAUCCUGCAAUUCAUAGAACACAAUUCGUGACCUACCGAGUUCAGCUCGGCUCAUAUGCCCUAUAUUUCCCCUCCUUCCCCAAUUUUUUUUCAUUCCCAGGCAGGCAGCAAAUGCACAUUUAUGUACCCUGAUUAGGCUGCUGUAUGUGGGUAGUAGAUCUCUGCCUUAAGUUGAAUACACCUAUUUAUAGGUUAAAAAGACAGAAGAAAAAGAAAUUUGAUUGAUUUGAAAGGCACAAGGCGGUUCUAUUCUGUCAGAGUACAGUUUGAAGCUCCCUUACCCCUCUUUUGCUUUUUUUAAUACAAUAAUGCUGAAAUCUGGGAAAGCAAAGUGAAGAGGCAAUUCACAAAGGGCAAAGUCGAUUGUGAACCCAAUGAAAUGCAUGGAAAUUGGACAAACGUGCUUGAAUACUCCUGGCACAAUUCCCGAGCACUUCACUACAACAUAGGCAGGAGGCGGAGAGUUUUGCAGCUAAAAUGGUUCAAAGCAGGUGUUGCCUAUGCAGCUAUAAAAUAUUGCUUUACUGGGUUUUUGUAAUAAUUUGCUUUGCGGGUGUGGGUUACGCCCUUUUCUUUCCUCCUAGCCUGAGGAAUGAUGGUCAUUUUGGAGUCAACACAUACAGCAUGUAUGUGUAUUAAUACGCCCUUGACUUUGUACAGGGGUGGCCAUGACUGUAUCUUUGUUAAAUAAAAUAAAGAUAUUUGUAAGCUUG
Molecule: messenger RNA, 7906 nt
Organism: Elgaria multicarinata webbii
Lineage: Eukaryota; Metazoa; Chordata; Lepidosauria; Squamata; Anguidae
Gene: POF1B
Product: POF1B actin binding protein
Exons: 17
Coding region: 1-2682 (893 amino acids)
Biological process (GO): epithelial cell morphogenesis; actin filament organization; bicellular tight junction assembly
Cellular component (GO): bicellular tight junction; adherens junction; actin filament
Molecular function (GO): actin filament binding
Source: RefSeq, a predicted model, not a curated record